AUGGCGGUUUUUGGAUUGCAAUCCUCAAAUACCAACGAUGAAAUUUCACGCUAUCAAGUUGGUCGUUAUGUAAACUGUAAUGAAGCGAUUUGGCGUAUAUUCUCAUUCCCAAUUCACGAACGUCAUCCUACUGUUGUGCAUUUGGCGGUGCAUCUGGAGAAUGGUCAACGAGUAUAUUUCACGGCUUCGAAUGCUAUGCAACGUGCUGAAACACCUCCAGCAACUACAUUGACCAGUUUCUUUGCGAUCUGCCAAAGCGAUCCGUUUGCACGAACUUUGCUUUAUUCGGAGAUGCCACGUUAUUAUACUUGGAAUGCUUCAUCGAAGAAUUUUCAAAGACGGAAGCAAGGCGAUGCGGUUCCUGGGUAUCCGGAUGUGCUUUCUACUGAUGCUCUUGGUCGCAUGUAUACAGUUCAUCCAAAGAAUGAUGAAUGUUUCUAUUUGCGGUUGUUGCUGGUAAAUGUGCGUGGGCCAACGUCAUUUGAGACACUACGGACUGUUAAUGGUGUAAUAUUCCCAACAUAUCGUGCUGCAUGUGAAGAACUGAACUUAUUAGAAAACGAUACACAUUGGGAUACGACAAUCGCUGAAGCCAUUAUCUCUGCAUCUCCAAGUCAGAUACGCACAUUAUUCGCUAUCAUAAUUUCGACAUGCUUUCCAUCAAACCCAUGUAACCUGUGGCACAAAUAUAAGGAUAAUAUGUCAGAAGAUAUUUUACAUCAAAUUCGUAUCACUUCCAGAAAUCACGAUGUUGAGAUGAAUGAGGAGAUACAUAAUCAUGCUUUACUCAUGAUCGAAGAUAUGUGUUACCUCAUGUGCGGUAGUUUAUUAAUCAGGUUAGGAAUGCCAGCGCCCAAUCGUGAAAUGAAUGACGCAUUUAAUAGAGAAUUGGAACGGGAACGUGAAUAUGAUCACCAGGAAUUAGAUUUAGUAGUGCAAACGAAUGUACCCCUGUUGAAUUCCCAACAAAAGGAAGUUUAUGAUACUUUAAUGAAGGCAAGCGAUGAUGGAAGUGGUGGUUUAUAUUUUCUAGAUGCCCCUGGUGGAACAGGUAAGACAUUCCUCAUGUCAGUAGUUUUAGCCACUGUUCGUGCGAGAUCCAACAUAGCGGUUGCAUUUGCUUCUUCUGGAAUAGCAGCCACAUUGUUAGAAGGAUGCCGUACGGCUCAUUCAGCAUUAAAAUUACCGUUAAAUCUUCAAACUAUUGAAGAACCAACGUGUAAUAUUACGAAAAAUUCAGCAAUGGCCAAAGUUUUAUCGGCAUCGAAAAUCAUCAUCUGGGACGAAUGCACAAUGGCGCAUAAACGUGCAUUAGAAGCACUUAACCGAACAUUGAAAGAUUUACGGAAUGACUCGAGAUGUUUUGGAGGAGCAAUGAUUUUACUGUCUGGCGAUUUCCGCCAAACACUGCCAUUAAUUCCAAGAUCUACGGCUGCGGACGAAAUAAACGCUUGCCUCAAAUCGUCGAAUCUAUGGCGCUAUGUGAAGAAACUGCAGCUGACAACAAACAUGAGAGUUGCAUUGCAUAAUGAUACAUCUGCUGAAGAAUUCUCUGAGCAAUUGCUGACUAUCGGUAAUGGUCAAGUAUCUGUCGAUGAAUCGAGCGGAUUGAUAUCAUUUCCAAAUAAUUUCUGUAAUUUUGUGUCAUCAAAAGACGAACUUAUCAACAAUGUAUUUCCAGACAUUAUUUCUAACUACAAAAAUAACGAAUGGUUGAGUGAGCGAGCAAUUUUAGCGCCUAAGAAUAAAGAUGUAGACGACCUGAACUAUGUAAUUCAAAAUAAGAUCAUUGGAACAAUGCAUUCAUUCAAAUCUAUUGACUGCGUCACAAAUGAAGAUGAAGCCACCAACUAUCCAAUUGAAUUUUUAAACUCCUUGGAUGUGCCUGGCUUACCACCGCACAAUUUACGCCUAAAGGUUGGCUCCGUAGUAAUCAUGCUUCGAAACAUAAACCAACCAAAACUGUGCAACGGUACGCGUUUGGUGGUUAGAAAAUUGAUGAACAAUGUAAUUUACGCGACGAUACUGAAAGGAAAAUUCAAAGGUGAGGAAGUUCUCAUUCCGAGGAUCCCGAUGAUCCCAACCGAUUUGCCGUUUGAAUUGAAAAGACUUCAAUUUCCGAUCCGCCUUGCAUUUGCCAUGACCAUCAACAAAUCACAAGGCCAAUCCCUAAAAGUUUGUGGUUUGAAUCUAGAACAUCCAUGUUUUUCCCAUGGUCAAUUAUAUGUAGCAUGUUCACGGGUCGGAAGACCAUCUGCGUUGUUUGUUUUUGCGCCUGAUAAGAAAACAAAAAAUGUCGUGUAUCACAAGGUACUUAAGUGA
Messenger RNA from Arctia plantaginis, 2322 nucleotides. The record is from the annotation of a GenBank genome assembly. NCBI's taxonomy places the organism in Eukaryota, Metazoa, Arthropoda, Insecta, Lepidoptera, Erebidae.